Messenger RNA from Capsaspora owczarzaki ATCC 30864, 4576 nucleotides. RefSeq lists its product as hypothetical. The record is from RefSeq and is a predicted model, not a curated record. Bases 226 to 4362 code for a protein of 1378 amino acids. Gene Ontology annotation, molecular function: guanyl-nucleotide exchange factor activity; kinase activity. Gene Ontology annotation, biological process: positive regulation of GTPase activity; Ras protein signal transduction. Gene Ontology annotation, cellular component: plasma membrane. The transcript is spliced from 7 exons. NCBI's taxonomy places the organism in Eukaryota, Filasterea, Ministeriida, Capsasporidae.
UAUUCAUUGUUUUUUUUGAUUUUUAUUUUGUUUUGUUUCCUUUUUUUUUUUUUUUUCAAUUUUAAACCUUGCACAACCUCACCUUCACCCUAGCAAAGCACUCCCCCUUCCUCCUCCUGCAACACACACACACAACCCAACCAGCGCUCGACACUAAAACCAAGCAUCACACUAACACCCCCCCCCCCACCGCAUCACCAGCCAAACAAAAGACAAGGGGAAGAAAUGGCGUCGAAUGCGAUGGCGCCGACUGCGCCGAGUUCAGCACCAGGCAAUCUGCAGCCCAGCCGGAAUCCGUCGCUGACGAGCGAGGCGUCGCUGCCCGCCACACUCUACGCGCAGCACCCCGUGGGCAGCCUCGCAUCGAUCUCGUCAUCGCCAAGCAGCCAGCAGCAACAGCAGCAGCAGCAGCAGCGCCCAAGCCAGGUCAGCCUCGGCCCAGUUUCCCCGACAAUGUCGCUUUCGUCUUCCGACAGCUCCGGGCUGGGCUACCCCGACCGCAAGCUGUCGCAGAUGAGCUCUGAGAGCAGCACGUCGAUGGCGAGUCUUCUCCCAACGCUGUCUGCAGCCAAGCGCGGGCAGCUCAUCUCCAAGGUCGACGUGCACGGCGCGGCAGAGUCGUCCUCGUCUCGCUCGCGGUCGGAGCUGCAGGUCCGCAUGAAUGUGGGCAAGCUCACUGCCGAGGACGUUGCGCACCUCAUCGAGAAGCUCGACGCCGAGAUUCACGCAACCGCCCUCGAGUACGAAAAGCUCUACGACCCGCCGCUCGAGCUGCAGCAAAAGCUGGAGGAGCUGCAGCGGAAGGCCAAGGACCUGCGCGCGUGCAGGGCUGAAAAACUGAUUGAGAACGAGCUCGCCGUCCUGCGCUACACCCCGCUCGAUCGCGACUACCUGUUUGCGCAUCCAGACUCGCAGUUCUCGCUCCAGUUCGAGGACGGCGAGUCGGGCAAAAAGGAGCCCGGCGUCAAGGCGGGCACACUGCCAAAACUCAUCGAGCGCCUCACGUUUGACGAGUUCACCGAUCCAAACUUUGCCCGCGAGUUCUUCCUCACCUACCGCUCGUUCAUCACGCCCGACCAGUUCCUCGACUUGCUGAUCCAGCGUUUAGACAUUCCCCAGCCAAAGGAGCCCGCGCUGCUCGAACACUUUACCGAAAGAAUCGCCAUCCCGGUCCGCCUCCGCGUGUUGCAAGUCAUCAAAAAGUGGGUGGACGAGCACUACGACGACUUUGAGUUGGAUCCCGCGUUGCGAGCCCGCACCACGCAGCUGCUCUCUUCCAUCGUGGAGAAGAACACGGAAUUGUCCACAAACAACGAGGCAAUGGCGCUGGAGGGCCCGCUGCUCCUCAUCGCCAAGGGCAUUCUCAACCUCUUUUCCUAUCGCGAAACGCACCCGUACACUCGCUACGACGACGGUCGCUACUCGUCAGCCUUGGCACCGGAUCCGAUUCUGCCCCUGAACGGCUCCACGGAAUCCGAAAUUCUGCGUUGGGAUGCGGAAGAGAUUGCCAGGCAGAUGACCAUCAUUGACUUUCGGCUGUUCCGCAACAUUACCCAAAGCGACUUGUCGUCGCUUGGGUGCGGUAAGCCGACCGAGGCAUGCGAAACUAUUACAGCAUUCAUCAACCGCUUCAACCUGCUCAGCAACUGGGUUGCUGGCGUGCUUGUGUCAAAGAAGGGCUUGCACUCGCGCAAAGAAGCUCUUAUCAAGUUUAUCGACAUUGCCGAGUGCUGCCGACACCUCAACAACUUUAACGGCCUGACUGCAAUCGUUGCUGCAUUGCAAAACUCGUCCAUUUAUCGACUCAAGAAUACGUGGGGAAUGCUUCCGGCCACCCACAAGAAGGUCUUUGAUGUGCUGUGCCAGCUCACGUCCAAUGCUGGCAACUACAAGAUUUACCGUCGCAUGCUGGCUGCUGUCAAGCCGCCCUGUAUCCCGUACAUUGGCAUCUACCUGACGGAUCUUACCUUCAUUCGCGACGGCAACCCCAACGAGAUUCUAGUUGGCGACGACCAGCGCAGUCUGAUUAACUUUUCCAAGCGUCGCAUGCUCAGCAGCGUCCUCGUGGAAAUGCUCCAGUAUCAAGAAACACCGUACUUGCUGAAUACGGUUGAUCAAUUGAAAAAGCAGUUGCUGGCGCUGGAGAGCCUCAGUGAGGAGCGGUGCUAUCAAGAGUCGCUCACAAUUGAGCCACGCGGCGCCGCAGCGCACUUUAAUCGACGCGUAGCCUUCAUCGUCAACCCCAAGGCACGCAAUGGACGCGCCAAGAAGGUCUGGCUCAAGAAGAUCAAGCCGCGUGUCGAGGAACUGUUCCCUGGUCGCUGGGCCGAGUUUCUCACGACUGCCUCUGGCGAGGCGUCAGUGAUGGCCAAGGAGGCAAUGCAGGCGGGAUUUAACGUUAUUGUGACUGUGGGCGGCGAUGGCACCUUUAACGAAGUUGUGGACGCAUACAUGAAGUAUGGCGGUCUUGCUCGUCACGUAGUCCUUGGCAUUUUGCCGAUGGGCAGCGGCGAUGACCUGGUCAAGUCGCUCAACCUUUCGCUCGAUCCUCUCGAGGCACUCGAUGUCAUCAACGGCGGCUAUACCAUUGAAAUUGACUGCGGCUUGGUGCAUUCAACGCCCGAGGAUGGCAAAGAGUUUAGCUCGAGUCGCUACUUUACCAACAUUUGCUCCCUUGGCGUCAACAGCAUGGUUGCCGCUGGAGGAGACAAGGCCAAGGCCAAGCCGGGUUUCUUCCAAGCCAGCUUCAAGCAAAAGAACAAGCCCGUUCGCGUGCGCAUCGACCAAAGCUCGUGGAUUCCGUGCAAUCUCUUCGAGCUCGCCAUUUGCAACGGCAGCUGGUAUGGCGGAGGUUACGAGAUUGCGCCCUCGGCCAACCUCACGGAUGGCCUGUUUGAUAUCGUCCUUCUCGAGGACAUUGGCCUGAUGGAGAGCGCGCGGCUGUCGCAUCUCAUCCGCUCCGGGCAGCACAUCAACAACAAGAACCGGCACCUUUUCUUUGGCUCUGAGGUCGUUGUGGAAAGCAUGUCGACCCGCGACGCCGAUCGCCUGACGAUUGAGUCGGAUGGCCAGGCUGUCGGCACACUCCCUGCAAAGUUCCAGCUGCUCAAAGAAGCCGUGGCCCUGAUUGUACCCGAAGUGCAUAAUCGCGGUCGCAUGGAUGGCGUGAUUGCCCGCCGCUCUGCGAAUGAUGGCGCCCCUCUGUUGUACCGCAAGCGCGCACCCGGAUCGUCAUUGUCUUCGAGCGACUUGACCACUCCCGGCAGCUUGAUUGAUUUCUACAACCAGCAGGCGUAUUCAGAGUACGACCCGACCAAAACAGCCCGGCAGACAUUCGAUGGCAAGUCGGAAGGCAGUGGGUCGUGGUCAAAGUCUGCGUCCAAGUCAAUCACCAAUCCAGCCAGCGCGACAGCUCUGGAUGGCGAAACGGCGCAACGUCAGAAACUGCGCGAGUCCCUCGAGGGCAAGAAGAAGCUGCAACGCUCGAGCAGCGACGGUGGCGAUACCCGCCACGCCGUCGAAAAGGCGCGCCAGCUCAAGUCAACAGGUUCUUCAGGCGUUUCGAAUGACUCGGCAUCGAAAACUUCCACUUCCAGCCUGGACGAUGCUCAGCUUGGCGCAACUGCGGUCAAGCCCGCUCCUUCGCAUUCGGCCGAUCUCAACGACUUGCACAAGCGCUUUUCCACCGUGCGCAAGAAGCAGAAAUGCUUUGGCGUCGACCUCCAGGAGCUGCUCAUCCGGGAGAAAUUGCUGGUUCCGCGUUUUAUCGAGACUUGCGGUGCGUACAUUUCCGUGCUCCUGAAACAAGCUCCGCUGGAAGAAGUUACCUCGGCCGUGAUGACGGACAUGAACGACAGCGCCGCGUUCGACAAGCUUGUGCAGAAUUUCAAGUAUCAGUACGAGCGCAGCAAGGAUGCCAAAUUCAUCGAGCUGGAAGACAUUUCGCUCGAGACAAUUUUGGGCGCCAUGGUCCUCUUCUUUGCGAGAAUGCCUACGGCGCUCGCCACACAGCUGCAGCUGGACAUUGUCGAGACUGGGCAAGUGAUUAACGCGGCAGACAUCGCAGCUGACCAAUGGCGUGAGAGCAAAGCCCGCGAGCACUUUGUGGAAUGCCUCGCCAGGGUGCCCAAGCUCAACUUUAUGACGCUUGCCUACACGUGCUGUGUGUUGCAAUCUGUUGUUCAACUUGUCCCGGCCUCGCUCAAAAAGCUGGGCGAUACGUUUGCUCCUGCGGUGUUUGGCAUUGUGACAAUGCCAUCUACCGGGUCAAGCACAGAGGAUCAAACGGAAGUUGCUUCCAAUGUGAUGCAGAUUCUUGUAAAGUUCUCGGCCGACUUAUUUGCAAACUGGCAAUCACGCUAAACACGCUGCUGGCAGCUUUUUCGUUUCUGGACUGAUUGCUAUGGAUUUGUUGCAAUGUUUCCGUCGUUGGUGUGCUAGUUUUCGAUUGUGUGUUCUGUUGUUUUGAUGUUGACCAUCCUGGCUCAUGUUGAAAGGAUUUUUGUUGUUGUUGCUGGAUUCGGAUGUGUGAUUUUUGCUUUUUUGUUUUUGUUGAAAAAAAAAUACAAUUGAUCGC